AUGGAGGAGACUACUACUGUGGUGAUUGUUGGAGCUGGACCUUCUGGCCUUGCAAUGGCAGCAUGUCUGGGCAAAAAGUCAAUACCAUACAUUUUGUUAGAGCGGGACGAUUGCUACGGUUCGCUUUGGAAGAAGAACUCGUACGAUCGGCUAAGCCUUCAUUUGGCUAAAUGCUUUUGCUCAUUGCCCCACCAACCCCACAAAUACUGCACACCCACAUUUAUGUCCAAACAUGAUUUUAGCUCUUACCUAGACUCUUAUGUCAAGCAUUUCAACAUAAAGCCUCGUUAUUAUUGCUGUGUUGAGGUGGCCUAUCUAAAUGAGGAUGACAAUAAGUGGAGGAUCGAGACCAACAGCAUGUUGUCUGGGGAGCGUGAAGUCUAUGUUGCUGAGUUCUUGGUUGUUGCCACUGGUGAGAAUGCUAAGGCUUUCAUCCCAGAUAUCCAUGGGAUUGAGAGUUUUAAGGGGGAACUUAUUCAUUCCUCACAGUAUACAAAUGGACGAAAGUAUGAAGAAAAAUCUGUUUUGGUUAUUGGCUCAGGGAACUCUGGCAUGGAGAUCAGUAAUGAUCUUUCUGAGUUUGGUGCUCAAACAUGUAUAGUGAUAAGAAGCCCUUUACAUGUGUUGAGCAAAACAAUGGUGUGCGCAGGAAUGUUGAUGUUGAAAUUCAUGAGGAUCAAUCAUGUGGAUAAAUUAAUUUUGUGGCUAGCCACAUUUUACUAUGCAGAUCUACCUAAGUAUGGGAUUCACCGACCCCAAGUGGGACCUUUCCUUCUAAAGGCCAGUGGUGGAAAAACUCCAGUCAUCGAUGGAGGAAGCAUUGACAAAAUCCGUUCACAAGAAAUCAAGGUUGUUCCCGCAAUCAAAAGUAUCUCUGGAAACAACGUUCACUUUGAGAAUGGAACUCAUGAGAAUUUCGACACCAUCAUAUUGGCUACUGGUUACAAAAGUGUAGCAGCAGAAUGGGUCAAGGACUAUAAGUAUGGUCUGAACAAGGAAGGAAUGCCAAAAAACAAGUAUCCAAAUCACUGGAAAGGAGAUAAUGGCAUAUACUGCAUUGGCAUGUCUGGAAGAGGACUAGCUGGUAUAUCUUCUGAUGCAAUCCUUGUAGCGAACGACAUUGACAACAUACUUCAUGGGGGAAGAAGGGCUACCAAAUUGAAAUGGUUUUAG
Messenger RNA from Humulus lupulus (European hop), 1173 nucleotides. Its product is annotated as probable indole-3-pyruvate monooxygenase YUCCA10. The record is from RefSeq and is a predicted model, not a curated record. The transcript has 4 exons. Gene Ontology annotation, molecular function: flavin adenine dinucleotide binding; N,N-dimethylaniline monooxygenase activity; NADP binding. Bases 1 to 1173 code for a protein of 390 amino acids. Lineage: Eukaryota; Viridiplantae; Streptophyta; Magnoliopsida; Rosales; Cannabaceae.